AUGGCUUCCGGGGACAAGGAGUACCGGCCGAUGGUCACUUGGAUGUAUGACCUGAUCCUGUGGUUCCUCUCGCUGCUGGUCGACCUGUUCUUCCGCGAAGUGCAUCCCCGCGGCUCAUGGAAAGUCCCCAAGCGAGGGCCGGUGAUUCUCGUCGCUGCUCCCCAUGCCAAUCAAUUCGUGGACUCCCUCAUCCUGAUGCGGGUAAUGCGCAUGGAACUUCACCGUCGAAUCGCCUUCCUGAUUGCCCAGAAAUCAUUCAAACGCCGUUUUGUAGGCUUGCUCGCUCGAUUUACGGGCUCGGUCCCCGUUACACGAGCAAUGGACAACUUGAAGCCGGGCAAGGGAACUAUUUAUCUACCAGACCCCAUCAACAACCCGACCUUGCUACGCGGCCGCGGGACAGACUUUACUUCUUCGGCGUUUGAAGUUGGCGGGACUAUCUCGUUGCCCUCGGUUAAUGGACAGUCGAGCAGUACGGAUAUCAGCGAGAUCCAGGGACCCGAGGAAAUCAUAUUGAAGAAGCCGUUCAAGACACAGCAGGCCCUGCAGCAGUUGACGGGGCGAGACGACGUGGAUGAAAGCGGCAACUUUACCGGGGGUGCGAAUGUUAAGAGCCCAGCUGAGUUUCAGGGCUCGAGGUUCAAGGUUGCGCCGCAUGUUGACCAGACACAGGUGUAUAAUGCUGUCUUUGAUACGCUGAACCAGGGAGGCUGUAUUGGUAUCUUCCCGGAGGGCGGAAGUCAUGAUCGUCCGGAUCUGUUGCCGUUGAAAGCUGGCGUUGCGCUGAUGGCGCUUGGAGCUGUGGCUGCCAACCCUGAUUGCGAUGUGACCAUUAUACCCUGUGGAAUGAACUAUUUCCAUGCCCACAAGUUCCGGUCUCGGGCGGUCAUUGAAUUUGGCAACCCGGUCAAGGUGCCUCCGGAGCUGGUCAAGAUGUACAAGGAGGGCCAGAAGCGAGAGUCUGUAGGCACCCUGUUGGACACGAUAUACCAGGCCCUGGUCACCGUUACCGUCACAUCUCCUGACUACGAAUCUCUUAUGGUCAUCCAAGCUGCAAGAAGGCUGUACAAUCCUACAGGGAAGAAACUCCCGCUGCCGAUGGUUGUCGAGCUCAACCGUCGUCUGGCCAAGGGAUACGCUCACUACAAAGACGACCCCCGGAUUAUCAGCCUGAAAAAGUCUGUGUUGGACUACAACAAGCAGCUCCGCAUCCUGGGCAUCCGAGACCACCAGGUCCAGUAUGCCAAAUUCUCCUUCUUCAAAGUGGUGGCCACCCUCAUCUACCGCCUGGGCAAGCUGGCAGUCAUGGCCAUCGGCACUCUGCCCGGCUUCGUCCUCUUCCUGCCCGUCUUCGUGGCCACCAAGAUCAUCUCUAUCAGAAAGUCCCGAGAGGCACUGGCAGCGUCCAGCGUCAAGAUCCAGGGCCGCGACGUAAUGGCUACCUGGAAGCUGCUCGUGGCCCUCGCCUUUGCACCGCUGCUCUAUACCUUCUACACCGUCCUGCUCACCUACUGGACCUACAGCCACCGGGUCUGGGGCUAUGUACCUGACUGGGUGCCCUCUGGACCAUCAUUCCCUUCAGCUUCUGGAUAUUCCCAUCCAUCACCUUCGCCGCUCUCCGCAUCGGAGAAAUAG
This is a messenger RNA of Trichophyton rubrum CBS 118892, 1635 nucleotides long. RefSeq lists its product as uncharacterized. Bases 1 to 1635 code for a protein of 544 amino acids. Gene Ontology annotation, biological process: phospholipid biosynthetic process. Gene Ontology annotation, molecular function: glycerone-phosphate O-acyltransferase activity; glycerol-3-phosphate O-acyltransferase activity. NCBI's taxonomy places the organism in Eukaryota, Fungi, Ascomycota, Eurotiomycetes, Onygenales, Arthrodermataceae. The record is from RefSeq and is a predicted model, not a curated record. Gene Ontology annotation, cellular component: endoplasmic reticulum membrane. The transcript has 4 exons.